Molecule: messenger RNA, 9281 nt
Organism: Monodelphis domestica (gray short-tailed opossum)
Lineage: Eukaryota; Metazoa; Chordata; Mammalia; Didelphimorphia; Didelphidae
Gene: QSER1
Product: glutamine and serine rich 1
Source: RefSeq, a predicted model, not a curated record
CGCCGCCGCGGGUCCGGGCCGCCACCGCUGCCGCUCCCGCCGCCUCCGCCGCCGCCACCGUCGCCGCGCCCCUGAGCGAGCCGGGCCGGGCCUCGGCUCCGCCGCCCGCGCCGCUGGGCCCCGCGAGCAUGUGAGGGCAGCCCCCGGCCCCCGCCGCCUAGCCUCGCCUUACCUCUCCUCCCCGCUCGGGCCGAGGGCCGUCCGCCCACCCGCACCCGCUGUGGCCCCAGCAUGGACAGGACCUACCCAAGCCCGGGCUUCGCGGAGCCGCUGCAACUUGGGCCGCCCACCGCUCCCGCGACCCCCGCCGCCCCCGCCGCGGCUCAGCCCCCCGCGCCCGCCCCGGCUUGGGCCUACGAGCCCCGGGGUCCCGCGGGGAGUGGUGGCGGCGGCGGCAGCAGCGGCGGGGGUGGGAGCAGUGGCAGCGGCGGCAGCGGAGGCAGCACGAGUCCGAGCCGCAGCCACAGCGGCAGCAGCAGCAGCAGUAGCAGCAGUAGCAGUAGCAGCCGCCUCAAGGCCAGUUUAAACUAUGGAGGAGGACAUUCAUCACAAUCUGAUACGGAUCUUCUUCACAGACAGAAUUAUGGAGCCUCUCAUCAGCUUCCUGGAUAUGCCAACACACAUCAUUCCACUGGUCUUUCUGGAAUAUUUGAUACUAAUAUGAACAAUGCUGGCCCUAAGACUAAAGAAUCUUCCGUGAUGAAUUUCCUGUCUGCUAUUGAAUCCCGAACUGCUCCGGCCACUUCUUCGGGAACUACGCUUUUACCACAAUUCAGGGCUCCAUCAUGGCAGACAGGUAUGCAUUCCUCAACAGCAUCUGAGUUGUUUGUUACUGGAGCUUUGCCAACCACUGGGACGUUUCCACCAACAUCCACUCUUUCCACUUAUCAGCAUCCCAACACCUUCAGCAAUAGAAACUUUGCUACUACCCCACCUCUGACACUUCAAGAUUCAACUUUCAAUAAUACUUCAAAUGGUAUUUUAAAUCCUCAUGACCCUUUACUACAAGUCAAGACUUCACAGGGUACCAUUUCAACUGCUUUGGCAUUUGAACGCCUGGGUAGUUCUGUGUUAAGUACCAGUGUACCACCUCAGUCGUCUACAUAUCGUUCAGCUCAAGAGUCUGCACCCCAUCUUUUACAACCUCAGUUUGGCUUGUUGUCUUCACCCCUUGGAGGAGGCCAGCAAGCUUCUCAAGCCUAUAGCUCAUCAGUUUUUACUGGUUCUACAACAUCCAUUGAAAGAGUUCUUCGAGAAUGUAGUGUUAUUAAACACCAUCAGCGGCCUUCAAAUACUCAGGCUAUUCAGGCACAACUGACUGGUUCACAGCAUUCCUUACCUAGUUACUUUUCAAAUGCAAGUGUAGCUGAUUUUCAGGACACAACCAGGCAGCCAUCUUUAUCUUGUAAUCCAGUUGGAGAUUCUACUCAGGUGAGCAAUGGAGGACCACAACAAAAGACCUCCCAAGUCUCAGUGGGACUAGCUCAGUCUUACCCAUCUACAAUUCCAUCACCCAAUUAUCUUCCUACUUCAAAAGUAAAAAGCUGCUCUACAAAGCAACCACCAAGGUCAACUAAGACCCCCAAACCUCAAAGUGUGAUGCCUCCUGUGCUAAAACAAAACUAUUCCAAAUCUUUACACAACCAGAGUUCUGUGAUAUCAGGCCAAGCACAAAUUUAUUCUACAGCUCAGCUACCCAGCCUUUUAUCAGUUAGCCAAUCCCAAAAUUAUGCUUCCACGCAAUCACAUAAUGUGCCAUCUAUUGUUCAUUCACAGGUUUACACACACAAUAAAGUUGAGAAGUUGCCCCCCUUAUACAAAACACUGACUUUUUCUGGGCAAUCUCAAACAGUAACUUCUGAAAGUCAAACAAUUAGUUACUCCUCUCAACAACAGCAGGUUUUAUCUUCAAUUACAAAUGAGAACUAUUCUACUCAAACAAGGGAUAUUUCUUCAGUUAGUCAAUCUCAGAGUUAUUCUUCUGGUCACUCUCAGGGUUUAUCUACUGUCAGUCAAUCACAAGUUAAUUUCUCAUCUCAAUCACAAGUUUUGUCGGCUGGUAGCCCUUCAGAAAACUAUACUUCAGGUCAGUCUCUAACAUUAACAUCACCUUCUCUACCAUUUUCUUCUUCACCUCAAGUUCAGAAUUUGCCAGCUUCUAGCUCCACCCAAAAUUAUAUUUCUAUGCAUUCUUCUCAAAGUGCUCACACUCAAGGAUCAUCGUCACCACAGUCACAAAAAUUUUUACCAACUGCCCAGUCAUCUCCUUUUGCAUCCCCUGUUCAUUCACAAACCUUACAAAAUAAUAGAUCUUCCUCUGAUGCAAAAUCUUACACUAAAAGAAAACUUGAUUCUACUCUGUUUACAUCCUCAAAGAAAGAAGAUGAAUUUCCAGUACAAGAUUUACAAGUGUUACAGCAGCGGGCAUCUCUUAAGUCACCAACCCAGAGGCUGCCUGAGGGAGAAAUUAAUGCUCAAGAUCCAACCUACAGAGUUCCAAAGGCAAAUGAUAGAUAUCCUCAGAGUGUCAUUAGAAGUAAUUCUUGCCUUGAAGAUCAAGUUGUUGGGGUUGCUUUACAAGAGCGAGAAAAGGAGGAAAGAAUGGUUGGCUCAGUGGCACAUCUUACCCAGUCCAUUGGGCCGAUUCCUAAUGUGUCAAGCCAUGAUAUUAAGAAAGCAUCUAAUUUAAUGCAGUCCUCACAAGUAAACACUAAUGCAAAAGAAUUAAACCAGCAGCAUCCUCUUUUACCGAAGGUUCAUGAAGUACAGGUUCAAGAACAACAGAGUCAGGCCAUUCACCCUACCCCACAGAUUCAGAUUCAGACUAAUGCUUUAAGACAAGUCCAUCAACUUCCCUUGCCUAGUUCACAGGUGCUUCUUGAGACUGGGUAUGACUUGCAAAUUUUUCAGCAGUCAAUAUUGCAGGCAAGCUUAGACCAAGCAAAGGCAUCCACACAAAUGCAGCCUGUUCAGAGUUCUCAGCAAAUAGUACAUCCCUUCCUUCAGUUGGACAGUGCAAUUAUUCAAAGCAAUGGAGGACAUUCUCAGCAGCAGCUUCAUCCCCCAAAUUCCGAGGUUAUUAAAAUGGAUCUUUCAGAAUCUUCUAAACCAUUACAACAACAUCUAGCAACAAAAGGCCAAUUUAAUCAACCAAAUCAACAUGAUUCAAAGAAUCAAUUUGUUUCCCUUGGUUCAAUGUGUUUUCCAGAAUCAAUACUUCUCAAUGAUGAGAGAAACAUUUUAUCAAAUGAUGAUGAUAUCUUAGCAGCUACUGCUGUAGCUUGUGGGGUUACACCAUCUGAUUUUGCUGAAUCAGCUUCAAGUGAAACAAUUCCAAUGGUUGAAAAUGGUGAUGACCACAAAACCCAUUUUCAGCAGUCAGCAGAUAUUAGACAUGUGACUCCAGACUUUAACUCUCUGACAGCCAUGGUAGAAAAAUCAGAGAAUCUAAACAAUAUUUCCUUAAAUGGUGGCCAAAUUACUAUAAACCUUUCAUCUUUACCCAUCAUUCAUUCAAAGAAUAUGAACCUUGAUCAAAAGCAUCUUGAAACUUCUGAUCAAAAUAUCACCCCCUCAACAGUUGAGGAGCAGCAGCAAAGCUCUGAAACAGUGAAUAAAAUCUCUAAUAUUAGUCAUGAAUCUGAAGAAGACAAUGAAGUCCCUGCUGAUGGCAUGUUAAAUAUUAGAGACCAAGAGUUUGUUACUAGUAGUAAAAGUCUGAGUGGAGAAAGUGCUGUUUCAGAGAGUGAAUUUCAUAUGACUAGUGAUACUAGUUCUACAGGGUCCCAGAAUAAAGUCUCACUUCCUCUAAUGACUAUGGCACAACCUGGGGAUAUGAUCAGUGUCAAGACUGAAGAAGAUGACCAAGAUAUAAUACAAUUUAACCUUCAGAAGAAAAGACUUACAGGAAAAGGGCUGAUGAAGGAGGAUGAUAACAACAGUAACCAAAAACAGGUGAAACGGCCCCCACAAAAUAAACGUCAGAAUUCCAGGGGCACAGAUACAUGCUUGCCAUUUUCUCCUUCUAUUUCAGAAUGUUGUCAUGAUGGUUAUCAGCAUCAAGAAAAGAUGAGACAGAAGAUCAGAGAAGUUGAGGAGAAGCAGCCAGAAGUGAAAACAGGAUUUAUUGCCUCUUUUUUAGACUUUCUGAAAUCUGGUCCUAAACAGCAGUUUUCAGCCCCUGCUGUACGAAUGCCAAAUAGGACUCGAAGGCCAGGGACCCAGGUUGUUCGUGCACCUUGCCACACUCAACUCCCAAAGACUUCAUCUACUUCACCUGCAGUGUCUGAAGCUGGGGGCUUUAGUCCUUCUAGAAAAAUUGAUGAACUCAAGAAAAAUGUUGAAGCUUUACCAUCAUUUUCUUCUGAUGAUGAAGAUUCUGGAGGCUGUAGUAAUGAUCUUCAAAAGAGCAUCUCCACUGUUUUAUCAGCUUUGGAUGAUACUUCUGAUAAAAAAAUUAAGUCAGAAGCUAUAAAGGCAGCCUCUGUUAUAGCUCCAACUCCUGCUGCCACCACUCCUGAUGCUGCUAUUAAGCAAGAAUCUUUACACACUACUUCCCCAGCAAUAAAUGAUCCAGAAAACACGAGCUCAGCAGAGCCCCCAAAGCCCUCGGGCCUCAGCCUCGAUGGGGUUCCUUCAGACCAGCUAGCAAAGGUACAGGAAACCACUGCAAUCCAAGGAUAUACUGAAGAGGAGGACACAGACAGCGGCGGAGAGGGCCAGUACAGAGAACGUGAUGAAUACGUUGUGAAGGUAGAAGACAUGGAGAACCUGAGGGUGGCUUUAAAAACAGGUAAUGAACCUCCAGCCAUCUGGAAAGUACAAAAAGCUUUAUUGCAAAAAUUUGUUCCUGAAAUUCGAGAUGGACAAAGAGAGUUUGCUGCUACUAACAGUUAUCUUGGAUAUUUUGGGGAUGCAAAGAGUAAAUACAAACGGGUAUAUGUAAAGUUCAUCGAGAACACCAACAAGAAGGAAUUUGUCAGAGUGUGCUCCAAAAAGCCAAGAAGUCACCCUUUGCCAACAUCCAGAGCUGUUCAUUCGAAGCCAAGUACUAGCAGUAAAGUUCCCGAUCCUCCAGCACCAAAAACAACAAAAGUCUCUUCUGUAAAAUCCAAAGUGAAGCAGCCAAAGAUGAAGGCUGAGCCACCACCGCCAAAGAAGCGGAAGAAAUGGAAGCAAGAGCUAGAGUCUUCCCAGUCUGAUUCCUCACCGGAGAUCCACACGAGUGGCAGCGAGGAGGAUGAGGGUGACCCUCCCACUCCUUCCAUCCCUCGGUUUCUGAACACGAGAGCGAUGAAGGAGACCUUCAGGAGCUACGUGGAGCUGCUCGUGAGCAUCGCCUUAGACUCGGACACGAUGCAGGCCUUGGAGAAGAGCAACGAUGAGCUUCUUUUGCCUCACAUGAAGAAAAUCGAUGGUAUGCUGAGUGAUAACAGAAGAAGACUUCUUCUGAAGCUGCAUUUGGAUCCGCCACUCAAGAAUGCUUUGGAAAGUUUUCCUGAAUUAACAGUAAUUACUCGGGACUCUAAAGCAAAAAGUGGAGGAUCUAUUUCUAAAAUCAAAAUGAAUGGCAAAUCUUAUAACAAGAAAACACUUAGAACUUCCAAAUCAACCACUAAAUCAACACAGGAAUUUGCUGUAGAUCCAGAAAAAAUAAAGUUGUAUUCUUUAUAUCAUUCUCUUCAUCAUUACAAAUACCAUAUUUAUCUGACAUGUAAAGAGGAGAUUUCAUCUGUGCAAAAAAAAAAUGAAGAUUUAGGACAGGAGGAAAUUGUGCAGCUCUGUAUGAAAAAUGUAAAUUGGGUGGAGGAUCUUUUUGAAAAGUUUGGAGAACUUUUGAAUUACGUCCAGCAAAAAUGUUCAUAACAAUUUUCCGAAACCAUUUUUCUACAUGCGGGAAGAAAAACAAUUCAAAAAGAAUUUCUAGUUCUUCAGACAAUGCAUAUCUUCUUCAUUUAGGGAACUUGCACCUUGGCUUCUGCUGAGGAAAAUUAGUCCUUUGUAAAUGGACCUAAAUGUUAAACACAUUUUUAUCCUGAUGAAUGAUUUUUCUAUUUUGGUAAACUAUUGGGUAACAGUUAUUUUCGAAAUGUUUUUUGAAAAACAAUAAAGCAUGCACUAAAUAUAAUUCUUUACUGCUACAGAGAACACUUAAAUGCUUUAGUUUUCCUUACCUCUAGCUAAACAACAGCGAAGGGUGAAAAUAAGCUUAUAUUUGCAUUUACAUCUGGCCACCAAAAUGAGAGUAUUGUACAUUUUGUAAACAGCUAAGUGUGUUGUGUCAUUCUGUAAGAGAAUAUUGCCAUCAUCAGAUCCAGAGACCAUGUUCUGCUUUAUGGACUCCUUUUACUCUAGACAUGUUCAGGAAACUGGAUGUGGAAUUGGUGCAAUUCUUUGACUGCUUUUUUGUGUCAAAUUAUAUUGUAAUGAAAAACAAUGAACUAUACUAUUUUCCCUGUUUUGAAGAAAAGUAUUUUCCUUUAUAUUCUUUUUUCUUUGGAAAAAAUUCAAUUGUACAUUUUAUCUCACUAAUAGUUGUAUUUUUCACAGAGAAAAUAUUGUGGUUAUAAUUGUUUCAUAUAUCUUUGUAAUACACUUUGCAUUGUUUCCAGUAAACCUUAUUCCUUUCUAUGUUGACUUCCUAUUGUACACUCUCUAUCUUGAGGUAACUGUGUUUAUACAGACUUGCUUCAGUGUUAACCAGAACAUGCAUUCAAUACUAGACUGGUUUUGCAUCAUAAAUGUAGUUGUGUUAGACACUGCAGACACAGGAAAAUAAAUUUCUUACUAAAUUAGCACUUGAUUAACUGAUUUAUUAAAACGAAAGCUUAAUUAUGGCUUACUUUCUGGUUAACAAAUUGGUAAAUGACUUGAUUAUUAGAUGCAGUGUGGAACACAGCUUACAUCAUUCUUAGAACUGGAAGUGGUGGAGUUCUUUUGGUGCCUUUCCAACCUUUAUAACAUGCUUUUUUGUAGCUUUCUUUAGUUUUAAUAGCUGACAUUUCAAAUAGUUCUGCUCAGACAGUGAAUGUAUUAGGUUCAACAUAAUAUUCUUGUUUAUUUUUUGUUUGUCAACCAGAUGCCUUAUUUGUUUGGAAGAGAUUUACUAGAGUCACUCAACUAUCUAUCUCCCUUUUUUAAGAUUUUAUAGAAAUGGUCAACUACCAUGCUUUUGUUUAUUUUACCACCAUUUAGUGCCUUAACUCCUGCCAAGAAAGCAGUCUUACUGCUCAGUGCCCAAAAAGGACGUGGUUGUAUAGCCAUUGCUAGUGUCUUGAUUAUGAGUUAACAGGCUAACAUAUAAUACUUAAAACCUUAGUAAAUGUGGCUUAAAGUUGAAGAUGACAAGCAAUUUGAUUUCUGUCAAAACACCUGUAGCACGGGGGGAGGGGAGGAUCAGUAUUUAGUCUUGAAUCCUUGUUAUGUUUAAAGCAAUAAUACUUAAAUGCUUAUACACAAUUGGCCACAAGAUAAAAAACAGUGUAUUUCAUGGCAAGGCAAAAGGUUCUGCUUCGGGAAGUUUCUUAAAACCUUCUUAAGAUAGUUUAUUACCAUGAAAAUAGUACAUCGUGUUAAAUGCUUACUGGACUUAGGUCGCCUGGACUCCUAUUUGAGAGGUACAGAAUGUCAGAGGCAGGAGCAUCAUGAAACUAAUUCAUGCUAAAUGGAGAGGAACAUAAUGCGUAUGUAGACAGCAGCCAUAUUUCCCUCUCGUAGUAUUGACUCUGGACAGAACUGGUUUCUCUCAUUUAUAAAAUUCAAAGUAGAAAAUUAUAUUGAUGCUAAAAAAGUUAAAAUCUAUUUGUGAUAUGCCAUUAUUCACAAACGUAAGCCUUUCCAUUAUUCAUCCUAAUUAGCCUCGUUUAGCAUUUCUAGUCAAACCUUUUAUUUCUGCAUUUAUGUAACACUCAAAGGAGAGGUAAAAAUUACUUCAUGUUAUGCUCUUGAAAAGUGGCCAAUCAGGCUUAACUUUGUCUUGGUUGAAAUUAAUCUUAUGUUUCCUACGAAGAUGAUGACAUCCAUUUCCCUUUCAGCCAUGUGCUCGCAGCUUAAGUCACUUGAAUAAAACAGGUGUACUGUUUCCCACGGCAUGCAGAAAAACAAGAUUAGAGAUCAGUUCUCUCUUUCUGCAAUAUGCUGCCUGCGGAGGCCCUGAGAAUUCUAGUCGUGACAUCUCAGUCUUUCUCAAUGACAACAACAAAAAGUUCCUCCUCUCACGUCCUAGGAAAAGGAACCCUAAGUGUUGCUUCUCUAUGAUCCCCCUUGCUAACUCAAGACAAAUGUUGUUGAGUACCAAUUUCUAACUUUUCUGAAAGGAUGCUGGUGACAAGGCUUAUGAUGAUAGCUUGAGUUCUUUUUUUUUUUCUGUUUCAGCUUUCUGGUGGGAGAAGAGGUGGUGUUUCCCCCCUCCCCCCCUUUCUCUCCCCUCAUCUUAGCAUAGUCUCCUUUUUCUUGAUCCUGCGGUGAAGUCAUAAAUUUUUAAUGGUUUUCUAGUCAUCAUAUGAAGGUGACAAUAACAAUUGCUCAUUAUUUUCUUUUCAUUGCAAGAUCAAAUAGGGUAAUCCUGGGAAGAAGAAAAGUCUUAAAAAUAUUUUUCAUAAACUAGUGAAUUCUCUUUUAACCCCUAAAAUCAAAAAGGGAUAAUAGAUAAAUUUUCUAAGACUCUCAGUUUUCCUCAGCAUAAAAAACUUUCUGUUGUUCAGAGAAAAUACUGAGUUCUUGAAACAUGCAAAAAAAAAUUGUUUCCCCCCUGGAAAAAGCUGCUCCAUUUUGAGCUAUGACUUUGAUGGCCUCAAAGUCGAUGGAACAGCAGGGUUUUUAAGUGGUUGAUAAUGUAUCUGAAAGCUGCUUUGGGUGUUUUCGUUCUAGAACAUUUAUUGCAUCUGUAUGUUUUAAAAGCUGUUUCCGCUUCUUGGAGUAGAAAAGCUUGCUAGUGAGGCGAUUUGUCCAAUAGAAUGUAAAAAAAAAAAUCCUAGGAUAAUUGCUUCCAACUGUGUCGGUGGCACAAAAACAAUGCACCGAGCUGUACAUUAUUGCACGAUGUACACCUUGUUGCAUCAAUGUUGAAUGCAUGCUUUUGGAUAUCACCUUUUAUUUAUGUGACAAUAACUGAAAUUACAGAUAUUAAGGAACCUUAUGCAUUUCGAGUCCAGAGUUUCAAGUGGUCCAUGAUACUAUGUAUGGAAAUGUGAAGGGACAAUUUUGUAUAAUACACAUUUGAUGUUACUAAUUCAUUAAAAUGAAAGCAAUUUUUAAACAAUAAAACUGAAAUAUGUUCUGGG